Molecule: messenger RNA, 1560 nt
Organism: Penicillium robsamsonii
Lineage: Eukaryota; Fungi; Ascomycota; Eurotiomycetes; Eurotiales; Aspergillaceae
Product: Amidase
Exons: 3
Coding region: 1-1560 (519 amino acids)
Molecular function (GO): catalytic activity
Source: RefSeq, a predicted model, not a curated record
AUGGCUCCAACUCGAGACGAGAUGCUUUCCCUGGCAAAAGGGCUGUCAUUGGAAAUCCCGGAAAACGAGAUUGAAGACUACGAGACGCUUCUUGCGCGAACCCAAAACACAUUAGAGCUGGUCGCUGCCAUGGAUGAUUACCAACCCGAACCAGACCAGACCACCAGCCCGAGACAGAAUAUCCACUUCCCCCAACCAGCCGAUAACCCCCUCGGCGCAUGGGCCUGGCGUUUCGAUCUAUCGUCUAAUUCCCCAAGUUCCAAUGCCUUGAAAGGCAGAACUCUCUGCCUGAAAGACAAUAUUUCCGUUGCCGGCGUACCGUGUUUACUUGGCACCGACACCUUCCGCGACUGGGUCCCACAUACCGACGCCACGGUGGUGUCGCGCAUUGCUGACGCUGGCGGCAUCAUCACUGGUAAAGCCGUAUGUGAGAACCUGUCCCGUGGAGCCGUCAGCUCGACUGCAGCAACUGGCCCUGUGCACAAUCCGUAUGCGCCGGGGUACUCAGUAGGAGGUAGCAGUUCUGGCACGGCGGCGCUUGUGGCGAGCGGGGCUACGGAUAUGGGAAUUGGAUGCGACCAAGGAGGCAGUGUUCGCAUCCCGGCUGCCCUAACGGGGCUGUAUGGGUUCAAGCCAACGGCAGGGUUGGUACCAUACACGGGUAUUGCGAGCAAUGAUGCGAGCUUGGAUUAUGUUGGGCCAAUUACUACCACUUGUAUGGAUAAUGCGGUAUUGUUGGAGGUGAUUGCUGGUGCUGAUGGUUUGGAUGACCGUUCAGGGGCGGGGAUUCCUUUUCCUACAGAUGUACCACGUUAUUCCCACUUGCUGAGGGAGGGUGGUGCAGCUGGAAUCGAGGGGUUGCGAAUAGGCAUUUUGAAGGAAGGUCUUCCUGCUCAGACUGACCCGAAUAUAGAGGAAAGAUUCAGAAAUGCGGUCAAUGUCUUUGAAAAGCUAGGGGCUAGCGUGCAGGAGGUUAGCGUUCCUCUUCAUUCUUAUGGCAGAUCGGUAUACUCCGUAGUCAGCAAGAUGGGGAAUCAUAUGGGGAUGAUGGGACAAGCGACAGGUCGACGACAAAUGAUGUUGACAGACUUGUUUGAAAAGAAAGGCCUUCCCUACACGCCCGAUGUGGUUAGCAAGAUGAGCAUUAUGAGCAAGGAAGCUCUCCUCACCGGCGAGUUUGCCUGGCAGCGAUAUGGAACCGUAUAUCCAAAAGCCGUGAACAUCAUGCGAAAGCUAAAGGAUCUGUAUGACAACGUUUUGUCUUCAGUGGACUUGAUAAUAAUGCCCACGACCCUUGUGCCUGCAAACCGCCUCCCAGUUGCCGAGGCAAUGCCAGUUGUCCAAAUGGAAGCGGCGAAAGGGAUGACAGAAAACACUUGCCCAUUUAACGCCACUGGACACCCAGCGCUAGCAAUCCCUAUCGGAUUUGUGCCUGCAAAUGGGGAUAAAAACAUCAAGUUACCCGCCAGUAUGCAGAUUGUGGGCAAGUGGCACGAUGAGCUGACUAUUUUGCGUCUUGCACAUGCGUGGGAGCAAAGUAUCAACUGGAAAGAAUUUUGA